CAGAGGUAGGGGAUGUGUAACCGUGGAUGGUGCGGGUGCGUAUUAUGGAGGUUUACGCACGAUGAACGUGAACGGACGCGCGGGUUGAUUAACGGAUUUUAGCGAUUCGCAACGCUUGGUGUUUCGAGUGGCACUGCAUCAGGAGUUGUUGAUAACCAGAACUGCUACAUUGCCUCCUAGUUGCUCGCAUUGAUUGGAUGGAUUUCUUCGCCGUUGUUAUUUUGCCAGUCGUUUUCUCUCUAUGAACACAAGAGCCAUUCUGGAUAAAUUGGGGUUUGGCAUUGGGGCAUCAAAUGCGGUAACGUCGUUUCUAUGUUUACACUUGCCACACUAAAAGUAGAAGGUGACAGUAAGGAUGACAUAGAGGACCAACGCUUAAACGUAUGUUGUCUUGUCUUGCGAAUGAUGGCGAGCGACGGUGACAGUGCAAUGAGAAAAAGCUUAAUAUAGCCAACGUUAUCCCUGCAAGUGGUUCUUUGCUUCCUCUGAAAUGGAUCAUACGAUGAGCACCGCGACAUUAACGGUAAACCAAUGGUGAGUAGAAACGAGCAAAGGCGAAACACAAGAAAAUAUAAACCGUGACAGCACAGUAAAGCAGACCGCUUUUGGAAAUGGAGACGGCUUGUCUAUUUUGGAUGCUGUUUCUAUGGACGGUAACGGGCCCGUUAGUAAUGACCUGCUCCGAUGCUGGCUCGCAGCGCUCCGAGUCGAUGGCGAUCCGUAUUCCCCUGCGGCAAGGCCCCCUCUCCGAAGCGCAGCCUGCGGUUCCAAAGCCCGCAUCAAGGGCGACUCGUAAGCGGCGAGCCGUCGGUGGUAUCAGCUUUGUGGAUAUGAUAGACAAUCUCCGGGGGAAAUCUGGACAAGGUUACUACGUCGAGAUGGCCGUUGGCGACCCUGCUCAAAAGCUGAACAUCUUGGUUGACACGGGCAGCAGUAAUUUCGCUGUUGGAGCAGCCCCUCACCCGUUCCUUCGCAAAUACUACCACCGAUCACUGUCCACCUCGUAUAAGGACCUGGGCCUGAGUGUGUAUGUUCCCUACACGCAGGGCCGCUGGGAGGGGGAGCUGGGCACUGACCUGGUGUCCAUCCCCCACGGUCCCAACGCGUCCCUGCGGGCCAACAUUGCCGCCAUCACCCAGUCCGACCGCUUCUUCAUCAAUGGCUCCAACUGGGAGGGGAUCCUGGGACUGGCCUAUGCAGAGAUUGCCAGGCCUGAUGAGACCCUGGAGCCGUUCUUUGACUCCCUGGUUCAGCAGACCAGCGUGCCCAACCUCUUCUCCCUGCAGCUGUGUGGCGUUGGUGUUGGCUACACACAGAACGACACCCUGGGGGGCAGCGCCACCGUGGGAGGAAGCAUGAUUAUCGGUGGCACGGACCCCUCCCUGUAUGUAGGAGACCUGUGGUACACUCCCAUUCGUCGCGAGUGGUAUUAUGAGGUCAUCAUUGUGCGCAUCGAGGUCAAUGGACAGGAUCUCAACAUGGAUUGUAAAGAGUAUAAUUACGACAAGAGUAUUGUGGAUAGUGGGACCACCAACUUAAGACUUCCUCGCAAAGUUUUCCAAGCAGCAGUGAAAGCCAUCGAGGCAGCUUCCUCGACAGAGAAGUUCCCAGAGGGGUUUUGGGUGGGCGAGCAGCUGGUGUGCUGGCCGGCGGGCACCACCCCCUGGCACAUCUUCCCCGUCAUCUCCCUCUACCUGAUGAGUGAGAACCGCAACCAGUCGUUUCGCAUCUCCAUCCUGCCACAGCAAUACCUACGUCCUGUAGACGACGUGUCCUUGGCUCAGGAGGACUGCUUCAAGUUCGCCAUGUCCCAGUCGAGCACAGGGACGGUCAUGGGGGCCGUUAUCAUGGAGGGCUUCUACGUGGUGUUUGACCGCCAGAAUAAGCGCAUCGGCUUUGCAGUCAGCACAUGCCAUGUGCACGAUGAGUUCCGCACGGCCUCGGUGGAGGGCCCCUUCCACGGCUUCGACCUGGAGGACUGCGGCUACAACAUCCCGCAGACGGACGAGUCCACGCUCAUGACCAUCGCCUACAUCAUGGCGGGCAUCUGCGCCCUCUUCAUGCUCCCCUUGUGCCUCAUGGUGUGCCAGUGGCGCUUCGCCCGUUGCCUGCGUCCUUUAACCGGAGGGGAUUUCGCCGACGACAUCUCUCUCCUGAAGUAGGCUAACCCAUGUGUGUCGUUUUUUUGUUUUGUGUUUGAUAAAAUGGACAGACAAAAAUGUGUCGCAUUAUUUUAACUCAAAGGAGUUAUCGAUGUGUCCAUGAGUGACCGCAGAACCAAUGCAAAAACAAGUGGGACAUGGUGUGUCGGAAAUGAUGAAAAACACACAAAUACUUACACGCACACUAACACACGUGUGUGUAUGUGUGUGUGUGCAAACACAAAGGGUAAGAAUGUCUCCUCUAAAUGUUGAGUGUAAAUGUUUUUUUUUUAAUCGCACAGACAUCAAAGUGCUGAUGUCAUCAUGGCAGUGUUGCAGCUGUCAGUGAGGGAGGGUGCUUAACGUGUAUAUGGUCGGUCGGUGUGUGUAACUGUUCUUGUGUGUUUACGGCUGUUAUUGAACAUGCGUGUGUACAGCAUGAGUGGAAACUUAUCCAGAUCAGGAGACUUUAAAGAUGAAUUUACCCGAAUAGUGAAAGACACUGAGCGCAGUUACAUGCAAGGAAUAUUACAGAUUUUAAGCGGAAUGGUGGCAGUAUUCGGUUUGUACAUGAAUUGCAAACUCAUGCCGAAUUACCAUGUUUCACGAAUAUUACGAAUGCUGUUCCACAC
Engraulis encrasicolus (European anchovy) is the source of this 2773-nucleotide messenger RNA. RefSeq names its product beta-secretase 1 (gene bace1). NCBI's taxonomy places the organism in Eukaryota, Metazoa, Chordata, Actinopteri, Clupeiformes, Engraulidae. The transcript is spliced from 9 exons. Gene Ontology annotation, cellular component: trans-Golgi network; endosome; plasma membrane. Gene Ontology annotation, biological process: membrane protein ectodomain proteolysis; amyloid-beta metabolic process. The record is from RefSeq and is a predicted model, not a curated record. The coding region runs from base 612 to 2162 and encodes 516 amino acids. Gene Ontology annotation, molecular function: aspartic-type endopeptidase activity.